Molecule: messenger RNA, 5530 nt
Organism: Myripristis murdjan (pinecone soldierfish)
Lineage: Eukaryota; Metazoa; Chordata; Actinopteri; Holocentriformes; Holocentridae
Gene: fgd5b
Product: FYVE, RhoGEF and PH domain containing 5b
Exons: 21
Coding region: 68-4639 (1523 amino acids)
Cellular component (GO): cytoplasm
Molecular function (GO): metal ion binding; guanyl-nucleotide exchange factor activity
Source: RefSeq, a predicted model, not a curated record
UUGUCACUGCUUUCAGCCGCUUUUGAGGACGCGCUGCCCAGAUGCUGGAGAUGGUUGCUGUCCAAAAAUGAACACAGACUACACCAAGCCUCCUCUUGCUCCGAAGCCAAAAAUUGUUUAUCACACCAGCUUCGACCUGCCCUCUCCUGUCAUGUCUAGAGCCUGCUUUGCAGCUCGGGGUCCCAAACCUCCCAUAGCCCCCAAACCUAAAGUUCCACAUCAUCUGAACGGGAGGGACCUCUUCUUCUCGGGCACCCAGGAAGGAUGCAUUAAUGGGGGUUUGUUGCCUUCAGAAGGUGAUCUUGAUCAAGAGAAUGAGUCGGAGGACUCUCUAAGCAAAGUGGUUGCAGACAAGGCACCAGUGGAGGGACAAUCUGAUUUAUACUUCCUCGGCUCAGCACAAAAAGAAUUACAGAAUGGCUCACAGGAGCAGAGGGAAGGAGACUUGACAGAAGAGGGAGAGGACGAAGAUAUGAUUCAGGAGUUGGAGGAGGACUGGAGAUUAACUGACAGCGCUGUAACGGAGGAGGUGGACUCUUUGGAAACCCUUUGGGUCAGUGAUGCUGGACUCACCGCUGACUCCACGGAGGAUGCCGCAGAGAUGAUUGACGCAGACAUGACUGAGGACAUGGACGCUGAUGGUUGUGACGCAGGCGAGGCGCUGGCUGACACAGAGGGCCUCUCAGUGGGAGACAUUUCUGUUACGAGCAUUGAUGAGGAGGCAGGCUGCUACUCUGGUGAAGAGGUGUCUGGCUUGGAAAAUACAGACAUGAACAAGAGAGCGGACAAGCUCCAAAGUGAGGAGAAUGAAGCCACUGACUGUACAGCAGAUGAAAUAACCGAGUCUCUCACUGAUGAAAACAUGGAGGCCAUUGUAACCCAACAGAUAACUUCAAUGGAGAGAGAGGAGAAAACAUGGGAAUCUGCACCUGGCCGUGGUAUCUCUUACAACAAUCUAAGGUUGGAACACGAUCAUAACCUACAGCAGUACUCUGUUUUAGAGGAAGAGCAUAUGAAUAUUUAUGAAAGCAUCCCUGAAAACCAGAAACAGCUCUUGGACACAGGUGACAGACAUGUUGCCUCAAAGUUUGAUCCAACCCUCGAGCCGUAUUACAUCUCCUCUGCAGACAUUACUGAGAGAGAGUCGAGCCCAGUGAACGACGAAACUCAUGGACUCUCAGCGAGUCCGCUCACACCCUGGAAGCAUCCAUCCAUAAACAAGAGUGCACUACGGCCCAGUAAGUAUGAGGCAGUUUGUGAUGAAGACUCGCUAUGCGGGGAAUCUGUAGACAAUGGACAGAUAGAGUGUGUAUCUUCUGAGGAUUAUGUGGAGAUAGGCAGCAGUGACGAGGAUGGCAAAGACGAUGAUGAGCACAGGAUAGCAUCACGUCAGAAAAGGACAUCUAUCAGAAGUGAGGAGCACAGAGCUCAAAUAGCAGAGGCCUUAUUGAAUCACUCUGACUGUCAGCCAAGGUUCAGGCUAGUAUCCAUCUCAGUGCCAACAGACACUGACACCUCGCUGACAUCCUCUCUCUCAGAGAGCCAGUUGCUUUCCCCAAAUGACUCCGAUGUCUUCAGAGAUGAGGACGACCUGGAGGGUCACAUUGUGCCGUUUCUGGAUGACACCACCGAUACAGAGCAGGAUGUCACCGAUGAGCCUGUGUAUGAGGAGGCCGGGCAUGGUUUGAAAGAUGAAAAUGUGCUUUUUGACAAAAAGUCCAUGGUAAUGCGCUCCCGCUCUCUGUCACAACGCAUCGCUAAUAAUGUGACUGAGAGGGGGGUGCAGUCUAAUGGUCAAAAGCCCUGCCUGGGGGGAUUUGACCACAUGGCGCCUGCACUGAGCAGCAGUCCAAUGUUGAACGCGCUCCGUACCAAGACCUACUCCAAACCCCAUUGUUUUUCUCUGUACCCUCGCUCCUUCUCCGUGGAGGGACGGGACAUGCCUCUGUGUGUAUACAGGGAGAGGGAGGAAUCCCCAAGGGAGAGAGGCGAGGACAGUCUCUCUUUGCCUUACGUCAUUUGUUCAUCUGGAAGCUUUUCUCGCUGCUCACCUUUAUCAUCCAGCGGCCUGUCCACGCCUACAUCUGUGGUGGACAUCCCUCCUCCAUUUGAGCUGGCUUAUAUUACCAAGAAGCCAAUCACCAAGAGCUCACCCUCCCUUCUCACUGAGGGAGACUCGCCAGAAAAAAGCAAGAAGAAGAAGUCCUCCAUCAAGCGCUUCCUGAUGCUCAAGUUCAGGCGAAAAACAGAGAGUAAGCCUGUGGUCGACGUCAGCCCGUCCGCCGCAAGGUCCUCAUCGGAGUCCAGCCACCACACACCCAGCAGAUUGCUAGACAUAAACAGGCACAGCAGAACUAGUUCUCCGCAGCUCGGCUCUCACUCUGCUGCUAAGGGUUCGCCUCAGCCAGCCUCCACCUUCUUGUUCUACAAAGACAGCAAAAGAAAAGGGGGUUCUGUCGCUUUUCUCAAUCGCAGCGUUGUCCGGGUGGAGUCGUUCGAGGACCGCUCCCGGGUGCCCUUCACACCUCUUCCCCUGACCAAGCCUCGCUCCAUCUCCUUCCCCAAUGCAGACACCUCGGACUAUGAGAACGUCCCUGCCAUUAGCUCUGACUAUGAGAACGUUCAGGUCCCCCAUCAGAGGCCUGUCCUGCAGCUGGCGUUCCCCAACUUCUUUGACCACCCCAGUCGGGCGCUGUCCUCUGCCAAUGAGACGGAUGGUUAUGUGGACAUGAGCAGCUUCCCCGGGUUUGAGAGCAAAACUCAGUCACCUGAGCAGGAGACAGAAAGUGCCUACACAGAAGCCUACAACGUUUGCUCGGUGGCUGUUGCUCCUCUCAGUGGCUCAGUGGGCGAUGUGGGGCGAGAGACAGCGGGUGACGAAGACCAAGGACGCACCUCUGAGGAGGAGGAGGGAGGGCCAGACAGCAAUUAUGACAGACAGACCGACGGUCGAUCCAGAGCCUUUUACAUCGCCAAGGAGCUGGUGGACACAGAGAGACUGCAUGUAAAAGCCCUAAAGCUUCUCCAAGAAGACUUUCGGGAAGCAGUCGGAGCAGCGGUGGGGGAUGAGGGGGAUCCCGUGCUGGAUGAAGAGCGGCUCAGGGAGAUUCUCAACGAGCUCCCUGAUGUUUAUACCUUGCAUCGCAGAAUCCUCACUGAGUUGGAGAAUCGAAUCCGACACUGGGAGGAGAGUCAGAGGAUCGCAGAUGUCAUCCUGUCCAGGAAGGCAGAGUUUUUGGUUUUUACUACGUACAUUGGCCACUACGACCGCAGCAUGACCUUACUGGAGGACAGCUGCCGAACUUCACCUGCCUUUGCAGCCAUCGUGCACCAGUUUGAGCAGCAGAGUCCAGCUGGGGAAAAAAUUUCUCUCAAGCAUCAGCUCCUGCAGGUCAUUGUGCGUGUGGCUCAGUACCGCAUGCUCCUCACUGAUUACCUGAACAACCUCUCACCAGAUUCAAAGGAAUAUGAAGACACCCAAGCUGCCGUGGCGAUAGUGUCUGACAUUGCAGAUCAAGCAAACGACAGCUUGAAACACGGGGAGAACUUGUUGCGUCUGGUCAACAUAGAGUACAGUGUUCGUGGGCAGAAGAACCUGCUGCAGCCUGGCAGGGUGUUUGUGAAGGAGGGUACCCUGAUGAAGGUCAGCAGGAAGAGCAGACAGCCUCGCCAUCUGUUUCUGAUGAACGACGUGCUGCUGUACACCUACCCCCAACAGGAUGGCAAAUACAGACUGAAGAACACCCUGUCACUCACAGGGAUGAAGGUCAGUAAACCCAUCAUAGAUAAUGUCCAGAACACACUGAAGAUUGAAGGAACAGACAUCUCCAUCACUCUGUCUGCAAGCUCCUGCAGUGAAAGGGAGGACUGGUUUUACACUCUAACCCGCACUGUCAGUGAACACGCCAGAGGACCUGUUGGGUUCAGCAGCUGCCAAGGAGAGGCCAGAGAGCGUCUGCGGCUGUCUCUAGGAGAAAAAGCUCCCACGCUCGUACCAGUGUCUCAUGUGGUGAUGUGUAUGAACUGCACCUCUGAUUUCAGCCUUACACUUCGCAGACACCACUGCCAUGCCUGCGGGAGAAUUGUUUGCCGCAGCUGUUCCAGGAACAGAUAUCCCCUGAAAUACAUGAAGGACCGCAUGGCCAAAGUGUGUGACCACUGUUACAGCGAACUCAAGAAGAGAGGAGGAGAUGUGUCUGCGCAGACAGGCAAGAACAGCCCUCGGCCAAACCGCUCCAGCCGCCCGCUCUCCGCUGUCUUCCAAAACAUUCACCCUCCCAACAUUUGGAGACAUCGGAAAGGCACUGCCACCCUGACCCAGAUGACUGUGUCGGAGGAAGGCUCCAUAAGUGGCAGUCUACAGCGAAGUAAGAGGAGCAAGAGGAACUGGAAGAGGCUGUGGUUCCUCCUCAAAGACAAGGUGCUUUACACCUACCGGGCCCAAGAGGAGAAAGUAGCAUCAGAGAGUUUGCCUCUGUUGGGCUUCACGGUGAGGCUGCCUGACAGACAAGAGGGGGAGGAGGAAGCAAAUGUCUUCCAGCUUUACCACAAAAAGACUUUGUAUUACACCUUUAAAGCCGAAGACAACUUCACAGCACAGAGGUGGGUAAAUGCCAUGGAGGAAGCCACAGUUUUAUAGGAGUAGUUGCUGAAAACUGGACCCGAUAUCAGCUGUCUUUGCUCCUUUGCAAGCUUCCUGAAAAUGACUCACUAUGAAAAGAAAAAGGGAAAUGAAAAAUCAUGAACAUAUUCAGCCGUCUGUGAGAGCUCUAAUUUUCCUGGCCAGACUGAAGAAAAGAAGACAAAGUGUUCUUUGCGAGCGGACGCGAUCACCUACUUUGUCAACCUCCAGUGUCCCCAACCUGCUGCUACAGCAGGUGUGAUGCUGAGGAGCAGGAGAGGUGCUGGCCCAGAUAUUUGUCAGAGUGGAACGUUACAUUAGCCAGACCUGCAUAUUCCCCCAUACAGUCUAAGCUAUGGGAAAAGUGGAGGAGUAUCGUCACAGUGUGUAGAAAGAAGAUCGUUUUAAUUUGAUCUUUUUUUCUAGCCUAGAAAAUGAAAAAGUUAAGUUAAAACAGCAUAAAGAAAUUCUGAACAGAAUAGACUUCCAGCAGACUGCCAUUAUCAGUCUGUCAAUGUAGCCAAAUGCCACUAACUACUGAAAGGUUACUGUCUUGUCUUUGGUUCAGCAAAUAUUCUUUGUCUGAUUACAGCCAGAGUGUAUCGAGUAUGAAAAAUGUCUUUUAUUAUUUGUAUAGAUAUGUCGGUAGCUUUGCCAUGUACUGUACUGUCAGAGAUGGUCCUGCAAGUAAAUGUAAAUACAUACAUUUAGAGAGUUGCUAGAAUUGGUUACUUGCUGUAUUUGCACUGAUAUGAAAGAGGAUGAACCUAAAAGUGGAAUAUAUGAGUGUACCCGUCAUUUUUGUUAUCCCUUAUGUCUUAUGUCUCAUUGGAAGCCAGAGUGACCAGCUUCCAGCUUCUGUAGCCUACUUUACUGACAUUUUUUCCAAUGUGUCCAAACACACACACA